Messenger RNA from Cetraspora pellucida, 395 nucleotides. Lineage: Eukaryota; Fungi; Glomeromycota; Glomeromycetes; Diversisporales; Gigasporaceae. The record is from the annotation of a GenBank genome assembly.
GAAGUGGAACUAAGCAAAGUGUCCUGGAGCCAAGUGUAACAAAGCAAAAUGCUUCAGAAACAAGUAGAAAUAAGCAAAGUGUCUCAGAACUAAGUGGAUCUAAGCAAGGCACACCGGAACCAAGUAGAUCUAAACAAAGUAUUCUGGAACCAAGUAGAGCUAAGCAAAGUGUACCAAAAAAAUCAAGUGUAUCUAAGCAAAAUGCGCCCCAAAAAACAAAUAUAAAACUUAAGGCUUCUAAAAAACAUAGUUCUCCAGAUAAAUCUGAAGAACCUCGAAAAAAACAAAGGAAAGAAAUACCAAAUAUUCAGAAUACUUCUGCUAUUUUUAAUGAUAAAGAUGAAAAUAUGGAGUUUGAAGACGAAAAUGAGGAGUCUGAGGAAGAUAUUGAAUAA